AUGGGAGACUACAACAGUUCAGGCACCCUACCGCGCCAUGUCGAUCGAAAAGCCCUUUAUACGGAUCUUGAAGCUCGCGUUCGCUAUCUACAGCAGUUUAUUGGCUUCACUGCCGAUGAUGUUAUUGCACUAAACCGAGGAUCCAAGUACAUCAAAGCACUAGCUCCCACCCUUGUCGAUCGCGUAUACUCCAAGCUGCUGGAGGCUGAUAUCACAGCCCGCGUAUUCCAGACACGGAGCACAACAUCGGAGCUGGAUGUUGAUGAGUAUCCCGAGUUCAAAAGCCCUUAUAUGCAAUGCCGCCGAAUGUUCCUCCGCUGGUAUAUCACUCGAAUAUGUUCUGAUCCAACGAAGAUUGAAUUCUGGGCGUACCUCGAUAAAGUCGGGCGUAUGCACCGGGGCAAAGACCGCAUGAUCUCCUUUGACGUGGAAUAUAUACAUAUCGGCGCUUGUCUUGGCUACAUUCAAGAUGUGCUCAUCGAAGGAGUCAUGGGGUGCGAGAAGAUGUCCCUCCCCUUCCGAGUUGCGCUGGUUCGAGCGCUGGGGAAAGUCAUCUGGAUCCAAAAUGACCUGUUUGCUCGGUGGCGAGUUAGGGACGGCGCUGAAUUUGAGAUGGAGAUUGAGGCAGUUCACGAAAAUCAAGAACCGAUAUCGAGGGCAGCUAGUGCUAAUGCGAAUACACGCAAUCGCCGGGAUGGGGAGGCAAGCAGCGUACGGAGUACCUGGUCUUCCCGGGGAGAUUCAGCCAGCAUCUUCUCCGACCAUCAAUCUACUGCACCCACGUCAAUUAACAUUGGAUCACAGGAAGUGGCCGCGGACUAUCCGGCUUGUCCAUUUUCGCCAGACCAUGCGCCGUCUUAUGAAACAAGAGUGUGGUCUGAUGCAGAUUCUGGCCGCUGCUCUCGGUGA
This is a messenger RNA of Aspergillus niger, 909 nucleotides long. RefSeq lists its product as hypothetical. NCBI's taxonomy places the organism in Eukaryota, Fungi, Ascomycota, Eurotiomycetes, Eurotiales, Aspergillaceae. Gene Ontology annotation, molecular function: heme binding; oxygen binding. Bases 1 to 909 code for a protein of 302 amino acids. The transcript has 3 exons. The record is from RefSeq and is a predicted model, not a curated record.